CUGUACCAGUCAAAUUAAUAAAAAUGUUCUGGUUCGACCAAUCAGGCAAUAUUGAUACAACACGUUUAGUUGAAUAAUUAUUAAAUUGAACUUGUCCUGCCCACCAAAAACUGCCAGUUGUCUGGGACAGGUGAGCAGUUUAAAACUUUUCAAGUCGGGGUCCCUAGAUUAAUUGUAUGUUACUCCCUCUCCCAUCUCAAGACUGAAUCUGAAUUAAUUGUGUGACAAGGAUUUGAAAAGUCACUAAGUCUGGCAUUUCUUAAAAACAAUGUAACAAGCUUUGUCCACUAUCAACUCCCAUCCUCAGAAAACACUAUUUUUGAAUUCGUGCAACAGAUUUUACUGAAACAAUUCACCUGAAACUACUGGCUAUCACACACGGACGGGCUUGGGCAGAAAUCAAUAGACUGAGUUUAGGUUGUUCAUUUUGUUCACAUUUUCCCGGAGGUGAAAGAGAAUGGGAUCUAUUGAGAAGGUGUACCGGCAUCAGUUUCACUAAAUUACACUGCAGUCUAUAAUUUGCCACACGUUGGCAUUGCAACUGACAAGUUUAAAACCUUACAUAUAAAAACGAAAAAAAUUAAGUUUACUAUUUUUUGUGUCCUGUAGUUCAUCCAUUCUUCCACAAUUUCCACAAACCCGUACGUUCUCGUUUACUUUCUUACGAUACCCAAAACUGUAGUGAAAUCGCUAUUAUCCGCUUAAUGAUAAUAAUAUAACAAUAAUAAUAUAAUAAAACAAUAUAGUAAUACAAUUGCAUAUAAAUAGCAUAAAAUUCAAAUAACGAUCGAUUCUCUCCCGCAUUUCCCGCAUUUCGGUCGCUUGUAUGUCUAUGGGUCAUUUAAAAAGCAGCGUAUUUAGAUUCGGAAAUAGGAGCCUGGUUGUCAGUAUUCAAUGGUGUGUUUACAAAGGUAAACAGAUUAUGAUGAAGGCAUCAACGGGCCGGAUAAUUGCACGGAUAGCAGCCUGAUUGGGUCUUUCUGAAAGGUGUAUGCCGGAGGGGCUGAGCGUUACUUGCAGAUCAGGCAGUCGUUUAUUGUGGUUUGCACACUAAUCUAUACAUGAAGUGCAUCAUGGACAUGGAUGUGGCAUGGUUUUUAAAUGCGUGACAGUGGGCAUCUGUGUGCACCGAUUUAUUAACUUGACGUGAAGCUUUUCAUCUUACGAGGGGAAAACUUUUUUUAAAUAUUAAGGUAAGAGCUCAUUUUAUCCAUCGAUUUCAGGAAAACCUAUAGCGGCUCCAGUGAUGCGAACUGGGACAGAGGACAACUGAAACCCUAUCUAUACAGCCUAAUCUCCGUGACUCAGCAAGGAGGUAUAAAGGCACGGGCUAUGAAGUAAUUUUAGUUCAUUGUUACACGAAAACAACAGGACAUUUGUAUCAGCAUCAGUCUGGACCUUUUUACUGAGAUCGGAACGGGAAGAAAAAGAAAAAAGAAAAAAAACGAACAUUUCCUCCUGACCUGGGACUUAUAUAGCCUGAUAUGAAGGUGCCGCGGUCUUUAUUUUACUCAGUUAUGCUGUAAAGAGUAACUUAAAGUAGUUUUUUACUUGGAUUUUACUGGGGAAUGGUAGAGCACAACGGUAUGGAUAUUACCUCCCUGAACAAGUACAGAUCUGGUCCCGCUGUUCAUCCCGGUCCAGCCAAGGUUAAAGAUGUGUUUAUAAGGGGCUGGAGUGAUUACCCGGAGAGGACCUCCAGGCUGCUUAGCGCCCAGUAUGGCCUCAAUCUGUUCAUGAUGGGGUCGUCCUUGAUGCUAGCCUUCUCACAUGAGGGCACCCCUAUCCAUGAGGAGCACGUCAUGGUCUUCAUGUCGGGUGUCAUGCUCAUCCAGCUGAUCUGGAUGUUGUGGUAUGCCUUGAAAAAGUUUACAGUCCGGAGAGGAGUCGAGCAAGAUAUCGAUGUGCACGCCGGCCCAUGGUACAUAAGAGCCGGUUUAACAGUUCUGGCGCUGCUUUCCUUAUGCUUGGAUGUUUUACGAAUCGGUUACUACAUGGGCCACAGAGUUUGCCUUGACACCCGUUUCGGGUUCUUCGCCUUCGUUAAAUGUUUUCACACAGCUGCACAGGUGUAUUUCCUUUGGUUUCACGUAUGUGACGUCGUCAUGGGCUUAGAGACUUUCGAAAGGUUUGGUGUGAUGCACGCCAUUUUCACCAACCUUAUUGUUUGGGGCAAUGGUGUUAUGGUAGAGUCUGACCACUACCUGGACUUAGCACUGGCUUUCGUGAACUUCACUGUAGAUGCCCACGUACCUGACUGUAACUGCAGUAGUGGCAUCUGCACUGCAUACACUAAAAGUGUCUACUAUCUGUACCCGUUCAACGUCGAAUACCACGUAAUAGUAUCUGCCAUACUUUUUUGCAUGUGGAUGAACAUCGGCCAGAUCCUUGAACACCAGAUCCCUCGAGGAACAACCAAAGUCAAGCCAGUGGCAGUGAUCAUAGGCCCGGUGCUGGGUGUGCUUGCCCUUUGCAGCACCAUCGCAGUCUUGGUGAUUUACCUCUCCAAGAUGGGUGGAAACACGGAAACGCGAGAUUGGGCCAUCUCAAUGUUUUACAUCUACGGCAUUGUCAUGCUCUUUUCCAUGAGCGUAGCGGCGAUAGUGGGCCUCCUGUUCUACCGGAUGGACCAUUCGCGAUUGGACAACUUACAGAUCACCUCAAGGGGGCUGGAUGCACAUCUACUCUUUGCCACGUCCAUGGGAGCCUGGCUCUUGUCCUGGUGCAGCAUCGUGGCUGUUUUAGCUAACCCGACUUACGAGAGCUACCGCUGGACUAACUUUACGUACUCUCUUCUGAUGGUUAUUGAGAAGUAUGUGCAGAACCUCUACAUCAUCGAGGCGCUCUAUCGCUCUGCUGGGGAGGGAGCAACUGAGCCUCCCUCACAGGUCUUCUCAGUGACUACCCCAGAUGCGUCCCAUAAUGGAGCUGUGAAUCCAGCCUUUGAAGACCAGGAGGCAGGUGCAUCUCAUGGUGCAUCCCAUGAACAUGAGCAGGCCCAACCCCCUCUCCCACCAGGCCCCAAUCCAGAAAGGCCUUCUCCUGAUUUCCUGAGAGUAAAACAAGAAGCCCUGAAGAACGUCUCCAUCUUCUUGCUCCUCUGCAAUGUCUCUCUGUGGAUAAUUCCAGCAUUUGGCUGCCGACCCCAGUAUGAUAAUGAGCUGGAGCAAGAGACCUUUGGCUUUGAGAUGUGGACCACGUUGGUGAACAUUGCCAUGCCUGUGAACCUCUUCUACCGCAUGCACUCCGUCGGGGCCCUCUUUGAUGUCUAUAUCAGGGUGUGAACCAUGGAAACAGAAGUCCUCCUGGUGCAGCAUGUCCUGUCGAGAAUCGAGGCAUUCUUCAUGCCAUGCUGCUGUCCCGGACCAGUAUAGAGUAUAGAAAACCAUGUAGGGUGAGAAGAAAGGUGCGUCGGUCACAAACGAACAUCACACUUGGUGCUCUCUUUUCUGUAUGAGUCGCUGAAACACCACCAAAAAAAAAAACAGAAAAUGGUAGAUUGGACUGUAAAGUUAUAUACUUGAAUUUCUUUUCACUCAGUCACCUUUGAUUGUCAUUUUAAUAAGUGAUGUUUUGCAUGGGAUCCCAAUUAUGUUGAUUUUUUUUGCUGUUUUAACGCACAGUGCCUUUCACAUAUGGACAACAACAAGAAACAAAAGAAAAUGAUGGGAUGGAUGUUUAGCAAGAUAUUUUUAAAAUAGCGUGAGUUCCAAAUGUUGGAGAGAAGUCCUGCCCGAGUUUUGUUGCGAUGAAGAUGCAAUUUAAUCGUCGUGGUUGCUUUAAAUUUUAUGUACUGUCAGAGAACAUUUAUGAAGCAUUGUGACAGCGUUGUGAUCGUGAUACCUAACUUACCACCUCACACUGACAAAGACAUCAAGUGAGAACUGAAAAGGUGUAUAUGUAUAUUGUGUAUAAUAUAAAUCAACAGUAAAUCAUAUCUAAAUAAAGGACCAUCGUGACUCAACUGAACUAAACCAUUGUUUUUAGAAAGUCCCUACUGGUCAAUAUUGACUAAACCGAAAACGAGUCACUUGUCAAUUUUUUGUGAACUUGUAAUUCUUUGCUGAUGAAGAUGCUUUGGAAAGUACACAUCGCAAAUUUUACCUGUAAUGUUAAUGUUAGCAUAGCACCACCGUCAUCAUUUUUUAUGCAAUCUUUUAUUGUGAGCAUGUUUCGAACAUAGCGACUUAGAACUGAAUACGUAAUCCUGUGGGACACUUGAAACCUGUGGCCGACCAACGAGAUGUGUACUCUUGUUACAUACAUGUUGUCUUUGAUAAGAAUCAUUUUUGCCUGUUUAUUUUUUACAUAGUGUUUUAUAGUCAUGUCGAUAUUUUCUGUUAGAAUGUCAUUGAACAGUUGGUUUGUGCUCUGCUGCUUCUGAAGAGAUGAGUUUCGUCCACUGGCAGUCCAGCCUUUUCAUACCAUAUCUCUCACUGUAGUCACGCAUCUUCCUUUAACCACAAAGGACUAAAAGGAUGGUGGGUGGAGAUUUUGGGGUUUUAUCUGACCACAGCAUCGUGGAGAAGAAUAGUUUGGUCAAGCUGAAAUCUCAUCCUUUAGAGGGGGCUGGGGGAUUGAGCUUCAUUCCAAGCCUCCCACCAAAGAUCAUGGUCCUCCAGUUCAUUUUAAACCCUGUUUGGCCAUCUGGAUGUUUCACUGCAGCCUGGCGUGUACCUCUCCCAAAUUCACACCAGUGCAGGGCUCCUCAUGGGGCAUGGGAGCUGACAGUCUUUUCGGCACAAGUUUGGGACCUUGGCUGUGGGGGGAACACCUUGUUGCCCUGUUUUCCAAGAGGAAGGCUGCCUCACAUCUAAGCCCACUUUGUGAGCUUUAGCCAUGAGCCCCCGUCAGAGCAGGGAACCAGCAGAACUCAUGUUUCCAGAGCCCACUGUGGACAUUCCCAUGGUCAGAAUUCCACUACAGAGAGUUACAUCCCACCUCCUUGAGGUCUCCUCUCCAGCACUGAGAGUGUCUGUGAAGCUCCACGUGCAUCACCAGCUUGGGCCUGGGGGGAUGUUCCGUUGAUUUUGCAAUGAAAUGAUAAUGUAAUUGGUGUCGCUACUGCUUCAUUUACUUCAUCAAGGUUUUGAAAAAUAUAUUACAACCCUAAUCUGGUGGUAUGAUCUUAUCCUUGUGAGACUUUAUGUUUUUAAUAUUAGCCUUCUCUCACUGCAAUGGUUUUAUUUUUCUCAAUGUCUGUUUUACUGAUUAUUCACUUAUUUUACUUCUCUGACAAGUAAUUUGACAGUCCAGUGAUAUAUUGGACGUUUGAAUAAAACACUUGAUUUCGAGAUUUGUCAUAUUGGUUGUACAUGAAUCCUCUGUUUGAACUCAU
Brienomyrus brachyistius is the source of this 5338-nucleotide messenger RNA. It is a transcript of the gene otop1, whose product is annotated as otopetrin 1. The record is from RefSeq and is a predicted model, not a curated record. Gene Ontology annotation, biological process: inner ear morphogenesis; proton transmembrane transport. Gene Ontology annotation, molecular function: proton channel activity. The coding region runs from base 1569 to 3284 and encodes 571 amino acids. Gene Ontology annotation, cellular component: membrane. The transcript is spliced from 6 exons. Lineage: Eukaryota; Metazoa; Chordata; Actinopteri; Osteoglossiformes; Mormyridae.